Protopolystoma xenopodis is the source of this 444-nucleotide messenger RNA. Lineage: Eukaryota; Metazoa; Platyhelminthes; Monogenea; Polystomatidea; Polystomatidae. The record is from the annotation of a GenBank genome assembly.
CCUCAAUUACGCGAUCUCAUCGAUCCGAGAUAUUUUCGUGAUAUUGUUAGAACAUUUAAGCUUGAUUCUGCAUUGAAUGAAGAAACACAUCGUUCUGAAAUCGCACCGCUUCUUAUUCGGGUACUUUUUGGGAGAUUACAACUCGCUAAUGGGCAACAUGCAAAUGCCAUCCUCAGCAAUCUGGCCAUCUGUACAGACUCUGAACUUGAUAUCCUUCUGGAGCUUCUUAUUAGUCCCCUCUUGCCUAGCGCGUCAGGAUGCAAAAUUAUUCCCACUGAUCAUGCCCUCGACCUCUCGGAUUUCAUCUCUCAGUUGAGAGUAGAUGUGAAAAAUGCAAAACAGAUAGCUUUGUUUCUUCCACAUAAUCAAUUAACCACUAAGUCGAUUCCGGCCUCGCUUGGAUUCGGAGAUACUUUGCUUUCUUGGUCUCGUCUUCAUGCGUAA